This is a messenger RNA of Electrophorus electricus (electric eel), 1815 nucleotides long. RefSeq names its product solute carrier family 35 member A3a (gene slc35a3a). Lineage: Eukaryota; Metazoa; Chordata; Actinopteri; Gymnotiformes; Gymnotidae. The record is from RefSeq and is a predicted model, not a curated record. Gene Ontology annotation, molecular function: pyrimidine nucleotide-sugar transmembrane transporter activity. Gene Ontology annotation, biological process: pyrimidine nucleotide-sugar transmembrane transport. Gene Ontology annotation, cellular component: Golgi membrane.
UCAUGGCAGUCCUGACUGUGUUCAUACGGCGUUCAAGUUUAGAUGGUGAGCAGUGAAAUACACCAACUACAAAUAACACCAAAGGACAUGGGCUCAUUCAGAGAAAGACCCGAAACCAGACAAGCUGCUUUGUUCAGCAGCCUCAUAAGAAACUAGCUAUCUUGGACUGGUUUUGGUUCUUCCACUGUUGGAUUAUUUUUUGAGGAUCUUCGUUACUAGCUGCCUUCCUGACUGCCAAAACACACUCCGCUAUAUUACUGCCCCGGAUCCACCCCUACCCCGAGCGCUGAGGUCAUGGCGUCGGCCCAGCUGAAGUACCUGUCUCUAGGUGUGCUGGUGUUCCAGACCACAUCCCUGGUGCUCACCAUGCGCUACUCACGCACCUUAGCGGAGGAGGGCCCACGCUACCUGGCCUCUUCUGCCGUGGUGGUAGCAGAACUGCUGAAGAUUCUUGCCUGCUUGGGCCUCGUCUUCAAAGACCACAGCUACAGUGUCCGUGGUCUGAGCACCGUCCUCAGGCAGGAGAUCUUCCACAAGCCCAUGGAGACGCUGAAGCUGGCCAUUCCCUCAGGCAUCUACACGCUACAGAACAACCUGCUCUACGUAGCGCUUUCCAAUCUGGAUGCUGCCACCUACCAGGUGACCUACCAGCUGAAGAUCCUGACCACGGCGCUGUUCUCUGUCUCCAUGCUGGGCCGGAGGCUGGGUCUGUACCAGUGGCUGUCUCUGCUCGUCCUGAUGUGUGGGGUGGCGCUUGUGCAGUGGCCCGUGGACCCCCCGGGCGGGGCAGAGAAGGAGCGGCCUGCCGUCGGCUCACCCUUCGUGGGGCUGCUGGCCGUGCUGGUGGCCUGCUGCUCCAGUGGCUUUGCGGGCGUCUACUUCGAGAAGAUCCUGAAAGAGAGCAAGCAGAGUGUGUGGGUCAGGAACAUACAGUUAGGAUUUUUUGGCCUGGUCUUCGGCCUAUUUGGAAUGUCACUGUAUGAUGGAGAGAGGGUGCGAGAGCACGGAAUGUUCCAGGGUUACAACUCCAUCACCUGGACCGUAGUGUCACUUCAGGCUCUGGGAGGUCUGGUGAUAGCCGCCGUGAUUAAGUACGCAGACAACAUUCUUAAGGGGUUCGCCACCUCCCUCUCCAUCAUCUUGUCCACACUCAUCUCCUACGUCUGGCUGCAGGACUUUGAGCCCACCAGUGUCUUCUUUUUGGGAGCAGUGUUGGUCAUACUGGCGACGUUUCUAUACGGCUACGAGAACAAGCCAGUGUCCAAUCCCAGUCGGGCAUAAUGGUGACACCAGAGGAUUCGGGGAGAGCAGCGGUCAGAGGGCAAGCAAGAGAAAAGAUGGGUGACGGCACGUGUGUGUGUGUGUGUGUGCGCGCAUGCGUGCGAGUGUGUGAGUAAAGGGUUUGAUUGGCUGAGCCAGACUGGUCACCAGAGGCCAUUCUAUGAGCAAGGACUACAGCUACGGUGAGCCAGAGGAGCCAAAAUUACUGUUAACGCUAGUCAGAUCAUCUCAAGUAUUCGAUGGACACUGUCCAGCCCUCCUGCGAGUGCCAGCAUGAGCAGUUUGUGACCAUCCAGAUGGUUUUAUUUUGGUGGCUCUUCAUGUUGACAUUUGAUAGCAAAGUUCUGCGUCAGAUGUGAAGAGGUCGUGAUUUCCAGGUGCCGUAUCCGCUAUGUGAUGCCGGUGUGUUUUCCAGACCACAGCAGUAUGGACCAGCAGUUAGCCCAUUAGGAAAUCACUGGACAUUACAUACACAAUGAGAAGAAUGUUUAAUUAAAACUUGAAGAAAUGUAAAGAAAAAAUAAUAUUAAAUAA